AUGAAGGACACUCUAAGAUCAAAAAAUGGAAAUGAAGGCUCUCCACUUGCUUUGCGUCUACCUCGGGCGUUCGAUGAACAUGGAGAACAACUGAAAGGAGAGUUAAACAGGAGGCAAAGAACAGCUUGGGCCGCUUUUGGGCCCCCAAAAAAACCACAGAUCGCUAUGCACCCAGGGCUCCGAGCCCACCCUUUUGAUUCUAUCGUUCUCGCAGCGCUCUGUUAUGCGUCAAAAGUAUGGCCUUCUUUGUCUACGCCAAAGGCUCCAAACAACCCACGCGCUGGAAUGACGUCUUCUGACGUACAACGUACAAAAGAUCGCAAUCCAGAGAACUACAUUUCUAAAGGAAAAUCGAGGGGGCCCUAUAAUGAGAAGAUCUCCCUCAAAACCAACUCAGGUCAGGAAAUUAGAAAAUACAUCAAAGUGGCCAUAGGCACAACGCAAGUGCCAAACUGUGCCAUUCUGCCUAUUAGUCCACCAAUGGACGCAGCCACGCCUGCAGCAGAUUCCCCUCGUAGUGGAGUGGAAAACAAAGCAGAUACAUCACCGUAUGAUUCUACAGCAGCAGUUGGUCACGAAGAGCCUGUUCAGCAUACUGGUGAAUCCAUAACAAUAGCAGAUGACGAAGAACUUCCGGAAUCGGCUGAACAAACUUUUCCCAGCAAUGACCUUGAACGCAUCCCAACAGCAGCAGCACCUCUUGGAGUCCCAUAUCAAACAUAA
Strongylus vulgaris is the source of this 723-nucleotide messenger RNA. NCBI's taxonomy places the organism in Eukaryota, Metazoa, Nematoda, Chromadorea, Rhabditida, Strongylidae. The record is from the annotation of a GenBank genome assembly.